This is a messenger RNA of Diabrotica virgifera virgifera (western corn rootworm), 1185 nucleotides long. RefSeq names its product E3 SUMO-protein ligase KIAA1586-like. Bases 1 to 1185 code for a protein of 394 amino acids. The record is from RefSeq and is a predicted model, not a curated record. The transcript has a single exon. NCBI's taxonomy places the organism in Eukaryota, Metazoa, Arthropoda, Insecta, Coleoptera, Chrysomelidae.
AUGAUCAAGCAGUGGACUGAAUGUGAUGUUAGUAGUUUUGGAGAGAGUCGAGCUCAGCAACAAACUUCGCUAAGAAAAAAGAUAUUUGAUCACAAAGUUAGUGCUACUCAUGAAGCUGCUGUUAAGAUUUUUGCAGAUUCACAGAAAGAAACGUUAGAAAAGGUUUUUUUAAAAACAGUGUCAAAAGAAAAAGAAGUAACGGCGCGAGUUUUUCGAACUGCUUAUAAGGUAGCAAAGGAAAAUCAAUCUUUCAACCACUUUGAGGCAGAAAUAGAUGUUCAAGAGCUAAACGGGUUAGAUAUGGGCAGAAUUUUACAUUCACGGAACGCUUGUGCUAAUAUAAUUACUCACAUAAGUUCAGAAAUGAAGAAACAAGUUGUACAGGAAAUAGUAGAAGGAACUGAUAAAUUUGCGCUUAUUAUUGAUGAGUCAACAACAUUAAGCAAAAAAUCAACAUUGAUUUUGUACCUUAGAGUGUGCCUAAAAAAGUUGAAUAUGGAGUCACCUGUGAACUUGUUUUUAGACCUUAUGGAACUGGAAAAUGUGACAUCUCGUGGAAUUUUUAAUGCUGUUAUGAAAUGCCUUGAAGGUCACAAAAUAGAUGAAAACGUUUUAAAAAGUAGACUUGUUGCUUUUGCAUGUGAUGGAGCGGCAGUGAUGCUUGGAGGGAAGUCUGAGGUUGGUGUACUGUUGAAAGAGAAGUUUCCAUCUAUUGUUAUUUGGCAUUGCUGUAAUCAUAGACUUGAGUUGUGUGUGAGUGACGUGGUAAAGAAAAUGGCAAGUAUAAACCGGUUCAAGGGAUUUAUAGACAACCUAUACGUACUGUAUCAUGCCUCGCCCAAGAACAGUCGGGAGCUGCACGUAUGUGCCGAUGAGCUUGGUGUACAACUGUUAAAAAUCGGUAGAGUGUUGAACACGCGGUGGGUUGCAUCAAGUUUUCGCACAGUUUCGGCCGUUUGGGAAAAUUAUGAGGUCUUAGCCAACCAUUUUGCAGCAGCCAAAGUAGACCAGACGCGUGAUCCUUUGGAAAGAUCGAAAUACGAAGGCCUACACAGAAAGCUGACAUCAACGUGCUUCAUUUUGGAUUUGGGACUGAUGUGCGAUGCACUGCAAGAACUGUCUGAUGUUAGUGAGGAGUUACAACAUCGAGACCUUGACCUAUUUCGAGCUAACAAGAAACUUUAG